Molecule: messenger RNA, 774 nt
Organism: Nymphaea colorata (pocket water lily)
Lineage: Eukaryota; Viridiplantae; Streptophyta; Magnoliopsida; Nymphaeales; Nymphaeaceae
Product: expansin-A2-like
Exons: 2
Coding region: 1-774 (257 amino acids)
Biological process (GO): plant-type cell wall organization
Cellular component (GO): extracellular region
Source: RefSeq, a predicted model, not a curated record
AUGGCCGAUCGGUCUCUUGCUUGGUUGGUGUUGGCCAUGGCCGCCGUGGGCUCUUGCAUGAGCAUGGCGGUGGAUCAGGCGCCGGGUCCAUGGCGGCAUGCCCAUGCGACGUUCUACGGCGACAUCAAAGGAGGAGAAACCACAGCUGGUGCGUGCGCCUACGAGGACGUGUUUGCGAAGGGCUACGGGCUGCACACGACGGCCUUGAGCACGGCGCUGUUCCAGGACGGGGCGACGUGCGGAGCGUGCUACGAGCUCAUGUGCUACAACUCCACCUGGUGCCUCCCCGGCGCCGGCACCAUCAAGGUGACGGCCACCAACUUCUGCCCCCCCAACUGGUCCAUCCCCAGCGACGCCGGCGGCUGGUGCAACCCGCCCCGCCGGCACUUCGACCUCAGCAUGCCCAUGUUCCUCCGGAUCGCCCAGUACCGGGGCGGCAUCGUCCCCGUCGCCUACCGCCGCAUCCCUUGCAUCCGGCACGGCGGCAUCAAGUUCGAGAUGGGCGGCAACAACGACUGGACCAGCGUCCUCGUCUACAACGUGGCCGGCAACGGCGAGGUCUCCGCCGUUGGCGUGAGGACCACCGGCAGCCAGGAGUUCACGCCGCUGAAGAGGAACUGGGGGCAGCUGUGGAACUGGCCGGACUACAGCGGCCACGUCGGGCAGGGGAUGUCCAUCCGGGUCACCACCAGCGACGGUAUGGUCGUCUACUCCCACAACGUCGUCCCCGCCAAUUGGCAGCUCGGCCAGACCUUUGAGGGCAACCAAUUCUAA